CCAAGCAGGUCCAUGGAAGGGGAUAGAAAUCGUACCUCUGUCAACAUGUUUGCUCUCCUGGGACUCUCAGAUGAAAAAGGUGUGCAGCCUAUCCUCUUUCCAAUCUUCCUAGGGAUCUACCUUGUGAUUCUCAUCUGGAACAUGGGUCUUAUCAUCCUAAUCAGGAUGGACUCCCACCUGCGCACACCUAUGUACUUUUUUCUCAGUUUCCUGUCAUUUAUAGACAUCUGCUAUUCUUCUUCCACCAGCCCAAGGAUGCUUUCAGACUUCUUAAAAGAAGAAAAAACGAUUUCAUUCAUUGCUUGUGCCACCCAGUAUUUUGUUGGGUGCUGGAUGUGUCUGAUGGAGUGCUGUCUCUUGGCUGCCAUGGCCUAUGACAGAUAUGUUGCUAUUGGUAGGCCUCUGCAGUACUCAGCGGUCAUGGCUCCUGGCCUCUGUCAGAAGAUGAUUGCUGGGGCCUAUGGGAGUGGUUUCCUUAGUAGCUUAGCUGAAAUAAUCCCUUGCUUUCAUCUCUACUACUGUGGGCCCAAUAUCAUUCCAAAUUUCUUCUGUGACAUAACCCACAUCAUAUCCUUGUCUUGCUCCAAUCCCUUCAUCAGUCAAAUGAUUCUUUUUCUCAUAACUUUUUUUGUUGGAUUUGGUUCUUUCCUUGUUAUACUCUUAUCCAAUGGUUUCAUUGCAGCUUCCAUCCUGAAAAUAUCCUCUAUCAAAGGUAGUGCCAAGGCCUUCAAUACCUGUGCCUCUCACCUGUUAGUAGAAGCAAUCUUCUAUGGCACAGGCCUCUUGGUGUACAUGCACCCUAGUUCUACUCACUCCAAGAAGCAGAACAAGGUGCUGUCAGUGUUCUAUGUUACCCUCAUCCCCAUGUUAAACCCUCUUAUCUAUAGUCUGAGGAACAAGGAGAUCAAAGAGGCCUUCCAGAGGGUGAUAAAGAGGACCACACAUUUACUUCAGUAA
Messenger RNA from Equus quagga, 957 nucleotides. Its product is annotated as olfactory receptor 5A1-like. NCBI's taxonomy places the organism in Eukaryota, Metazoa, Chordata, Mammalia, Perissodactyla, Equidae. Gene Ontology annotation, cellular component: membrane. The coding region runs from base 13 to 957 and encodes 314 amino acids. The transcript has a single exon. The record is from RefSeq and is a predicted model, not a curated record. Gene Ontology annotation, biological process: G protein-coupled receptor signaling pathway; sensory perception of smell. Gene Ontology annotation, molecular function: G protein-coupled receptor activity; odorant binding; olfactory receptor activity.